Molecule: messenger RNA, 786 nt
Organism: Sparassis crispa
Lineage: Eukaryota; Fungi; Basidiomycota; Agaricomycetes; Polyporales; Sparassidaceae
Product: L-rhamnose-1-dehydrogenase
Exons: 6
Coding region: 1-786 (261 amino acids)
Molecular function (GO): oxidoreductase activity, acting on the CH-OH group of donors, NAD or NADP as acceptor
Source: RefSeq, a predicted model, not a curated record
AUGUCGAAUCUGCUGCAGGACAAAGUGGUCUGCAUUACUGGCGCGUCCCGUGGCAUCGGACGAGCUUGCGCGGUGGAAUCCGCCAAACAAGGCGCAAGAGGCUUGGUUCUUCACUAUCUCGGAGAUCCGGAGACAGAGGCAGAGGUCCAGUCGCUCAGGGUAUAUGUCGAGACAUUCAGCGAUGCAAAAGCUGCGGUGGUCUCGGGCGACAUAGCGAACCCCGAGACGUCGACCAAGAUCGUCGACGUCGGGGUAAAAACAUUUGGACGCAUAGACGUCCUCGUUAGCAAUGCCGGUAUAUGUCCGUUUGCAGAAUUCUUGACGAUGCCACAUCCCAUCUGGGAGCGAACUCGUCAGGUGAACUUGGAUGGGUCGUUCUUUGUUGUCCAGGCCGUAGCGAAUCAGAUGAAAGCUCAAGUUCCUCAGGGUGGGUCCAUCAUAGGCGUAUCCUCAAUUUCUGCUCUCGUGGGGGGUGAAUAUCAAUGUCAUUACACGCCGACGAAGGCGGCCAUUCUGUCGCUCAUGCAAAGCUGUGCAGUUGCGCUCGGCAAGUACAACAUUCGUGCGAAUGCAGUCCUUCCUGGUACAAUUGCAACGGACAUUAACAAGGAAGAUCUCUCGGACGUUGUGAAACGAGAGAAUAUGAUCAAGAGGACGGCUCUCGGAAGACUUGGGGUACCGGAUGAUAUUGCAGGCCCAGUAGUCUUCCUCGGGAGCGACUUGGCGAAAUAUGUUACAGGCGCGUCGUUACUCGUUGAUGGUGGCCUUUUCGUAAAUCUCCAGUGA